Messenger RNA from Entamoeba invadens IP1, 1902 nucleotides. RefSeq lists its product as hypothetical. NCBI's taxonomy places the organism in Eukaryota, Evosea, Mastigamoebida, Endamoebidae. Bases 1 to 1902 code for a protein of 633 amino acids. The transcript has a single exon. The record is from RefSeq and is a predicted model, not a curated record.
AUGACAAAUCUCCAGCAAGCACUUAAUAUAUUCACCGAAAUCCAAGAAACUUCAAAAGACGUCCCAUCCAAACUGCGCCAGAUAACUCAAUUGAUGACUUCAGCGCAGACGGUCAUGGAUUUUGUUGCAGUCGGCGUGUUUUCCUCCAUUCUGGCAUAUUUUCCGACAUGUCCGCAUGAAACUUUGCAGUUAAUUGAAGUUUUGGUGUGCAACAGAGACACGGCAAUCGCAUUUUUAGAGUCGAUCUUUUACGACACUUUUUUACCAAUGGUGGCCGAACAAUCCGACCCAAUUUUAAUAUCGGCGUGCAUUCGUGUUAUUAUUAAAGUGACUCGUUUUACUAAAGUAAAUGCCGAAGUCCUUAUCAGUUUUAUUACCCCGUUUGUAACACCUCAGUACCUUUCUUCUGUGGACAUUCUAUUUAAUGUUUUAUCACACAAAAAUGUAUUUCCAGAUCCAUCAGUCGUUGAGUCUCUUGUUGGGAAGUUACUUACGCUCCCAAACAAUGACAACGCGUUAGCUGUGUACUACAGUGUGAUGGAGGAAGGGGUCGACGCACAGAAGUGUGUUUUGGAACUUGCAAAGAAGCUCUCUCAAAGGGGUGUUGGGCAAACGUAUGUUAUCGGAAUUUUUGCGAAACUCCUUCAAAAGCAUUAUGCGUCAGAGUCCCUGAAAAAAGGCGACGACUUCCCAUUUUUUGAAACGCUUAUCAGUCCUGUCGUUACGUCACAGGUGGGAUCAAUCAUCUCAGAAAGUCGGGAGAUUUCGAAGAUUGAGUUGUCACUCACGUUCUUCGAGAUUUUAAGUGCGGAAAGAGAGGGCGUAAAGGCGAUAAAAAACACGGGGUGUUUGAAGAAUUUGAUACUACUCUUCGAGGAGUCUCCCUUGCCAACCUCGAAGUUCGACAGGAUCUUCAACAUCAUCACAAACUGCGCUAUUGACAACGAGUUGUUCCUUGUCCUCUCACACCUCCAUAUAUUCAGGUAUGCUUUCGAGAUCUUAACAAAGAGACUAAUAGACGAUAGAAAGACUGUACUGGCAUGCUAUCGAGUGCUCCUGGUGUUUUAUGAUGUUGAGGAGACAAAGGUUGUGAAUGGAAUAUUGGAAAGAAACGAUUGCGAAAGCAUAGAGUGGCUGUUUCUCGCCGCACUUUCUAAAAAGUAUGUAAAAGGAAUACCAGACCGUAUGGUGAAGAAUGUGAAGGAGGGGCAAUACUUCAUUAUGUUUGACGUAUUGUUAAAAUAUAUUUCUGUUUUUGAGAACAUGGCGAAGAAAGAAAGUCCGUGGAUUUUUGAUUACUCACACGUUCUUGAAAACGAAGAUGACCAACAAUUAAGUAACGAUGUGAAAAUGGUUGAAAAGAUUUUGUUUGACGCGAUCUGUAAAGGAUAUGAGGUUGUCAAGAUUGCAGAGAUUUUCGUGCGAAACAAAAUUUAUGUGACGGAGGUUUGGCUGUCCAAUAUUAAGAACACUGACGAAUUCUUCUCGAUGGUGAACACGGUUUUUAAGGGCGUUCCCAAAAUUGAAUUUUUGAAAAUGUUCGCGAAGACAAGCUUCAAGGAAAACAUCUCUUUUUUGACGCUCAUUUAUAACGAGCUUGAAAAUCAAGAUCUGAAAGUGGGGGUUUUGGUGUUAGAGUUUUUCACUGAUGUAAUGAAGAGUGAAACGAAGGAAUUGGUUUUUGACUUGGGGUGGUCGGAUUCAAUUGUCAAGCACUUUUGCCAAAUCACACAAGAUAAAAGCGUUGUGAAAAAGGCGUUGGAGUUUAUUAAAAUCGUUGCAACUGACAAAAUGAUCAGCGAAGAAGCAACACAAAAAGCUCUAGAGUACACCACUUCUUUUAUUGAGGGGGAGAAUGAUGUUUCCGAACUGGCGUGUGAAUUGUUGUCGUAUUUGAGUUGA